Blastomyces dermatitidis ER-3 is the source of this 369-nucleotide messenger RNA. RefSeq lists its product as uncharacterized. The transcript has a single exon. The record is from RefSeq and is a predicted model, not a curated record. The coding region runs from base 1 to 369 and encodes 122 amino acids. Lineage: Eukaryota; Fungi; Ascomycota; Eurotiomycetes; Onygenales; Ajellomycetaceae.
AUGGAGAUAACCGCGCAAAACGAACCCGAGAACAUGUCUUCAGCAAACACCUUGGCACCAGCUAUAACAGAGCACCCAGCGGAGACGAAGAUGGCUUCUCAAUCGCGUAAAGUGUCUCAAGACCUUGACUGUGUCAAUAUGCUGAAUACCUUCCACCGCCACUGGUAUGGCUAUGGCCGUAGGCAUCAUAUCGCUCACACGCAGGGGUGUCAGUCUCACGCCUCUGUUAGGAGUGCUAGCCGUCAUGAGGUUAACGCGGCUGCUGAUGAGGAAGAUUCCGUGGAUAAUAACCAUUCAUUGGCUGGCAGCGAAGGCGGUUGGAGCUCCAAGAUCGAAUGUCAUGAAUCAACAAAGCGACGGGUCGGAUAG